Messenger RNA from Capronia epimyces CBS 606.96, 2253 nucleotides. RefSeq lists its product as uncharacterized. Bases 1 to 2253 code for a protein of 750 amino acids. The transcript has a single exon. The record is from RefSeq and is a predicted model, not a curated record. NCBI's taxonomy places the organism in Eukaryota, Fungi, Ascomycota, Eurotiomycetes, Chaetothyriales, Herpotrichiellaceae.
AUGGAAGGUCCACGCGUCGUUUUCUUGGUCGUCUUGCUACUUUUCAUCUUCCUGACUCCCGAUCAACCCGCGCGACAGCAUCUCCAGAUUGACACGGAUCGCAUUGAAGAACAGCGACAGGCGGAACUUGCGACCUUGCUCAAUUCCACUUAUGGCCAAUUCAAUCCCAAAUCGAAUAGCUGGCUGAAUCUCACGGGCUUCCGCCACGAUGACGGGUACCAGUGGGAAUCCCUCGCUACUGCGCAGGCAUUGAGCCGAAAGCAGUAUGAAGGCGCCUGGAAGGGAAUUGACCUGAAACAUGACCUGCCCAUCUAUGACCGAGUCACGGGCGAGAUUCGAGGAAAGGUCUUUCGCAAGGAUAUCACAGUCCCUGCUCCAUCGCUUAAUUUGUCCGCAUUGGAGCCCACGAAAGACUAUCUGUCAUCCCGUUACGAUAGGAAUAUCACCGACAAAGAAGGCGAGCUUAGUCUGUCUAUCUUCGAUUCUCGCGACCGAAAAACUCACGACGCCUCCGACAUCAAGGCUGAUCUCUCGAUAUGGACUGAAUCAUCUCCAGGAAAUGGUUGGCAGGCCAGAGUGCAGGGGGUUCAUCUUCCAUCUGGGCAAAUUAUCAUGUCCACGGCCAGCUCCAAAUUCAACGCCUUACUGGCCUUGCCUCAUUUUAUGCUUGACGCCGUAAGCUUCAAUGCUUCCAAGGCUGUCAUGAACGAGACCGUGCACAAGAUAUGGGACAAGAACUUCGAGGAUCAGCCCGACGGGUUAUCCUUUGCGCCCCAGUGCGAGCUGAUUGUUUGGCUGCAACCGCUCCCUUAUAGACUUGAAGGGUUGGGCCCUUCAGAAACGAACCGCUUCCUUCAUCAGGUUGAGCAGGAGUUAGAGCAGCCCGAAGGUGCCCCCAUCGGUCAGCCGCCGCCACUGGGCUUUUCUGCCACCAUCUUCUCGCCAGAUUGCGGCUAUAUGAUGGAGUCUGGGGCUGUGUUUGGCCCCAAGAUCGAAGCGUAUUGGACGCUUGCCCAACGGUUGCUGUUCUCGUUCAUCAUGGCCAUUGGGCUCCAAAUCGCUUUGUUGAAGCGCCAGAUGGAGAAGGCUGCAACUCCCUCCACUCGAAGUCGCAUUGCAUACCAGGGCAUCGUCAUUGCCGCUCUCGGCGACGGACUGCUGUUAUUUGCUCUUAUUGCGCUGCUCAUGAUCGAUGAGACCGCGUUCCUGAUGGUCGCUGCAGCUACGUUCCUGACUUGCAUUCAUGUCGCCUUCCUCGAAGUUAAAUUCAUCUUCGACAUCUGGACGGUCCAGGUUGGCGAUCCAGCGCGUGCCGAGCAUGAAAGACAGAGGAGGGCCGCCACAACUACAGCUCCUGCCGUAGGUGCGCCACCUGCAGUACCUCCAGCCAUCAGCGCAGGGGAAACGGACGGGUUACCGCUUCCUGCCACUGCGCCACGACCUGACGGCGCCACACCAAUCAUUAUUCCUUCGGACCAGGAUACACCAGCUUUGACUGAGAUACCAAGCGCGCGCGCUUCGUUUGCGGCGAUCUACAGCCGCUUCUAUUUCUCACUCGUCAUGCUCAUGUUCUUCUCUUUGUGGGCAAUGUCCUGGCCACGACCCUUACGCUCGGCUUACGCAAACCUGCUUGUCUUUUGCUAUUUCUCAUUCUGGUGGCCGCAGAUCUAUCGCAAUACCAUCCGAAACUGCCGUAAAGCGCUGACCUGGGAGUACGUUUGUGGAUCGAGCAUUCUUAGGGCCGUACCCGUUCUGUACUGGUAUGUUGCAGACAACAACAUCCUUUCUAUCGACACCAGUCCAAGCACCGGCUUGGCUCUGCUAGGCUGGCUGUGGCUUCAGGUUCUUGUCCUGGUAACUCAACGCUUCCUUGGACCUCGUCUUCUCGUCCGUGAUUCCUGGUGUCCGCCAGCUUACGACUACCACCCUGUCCUCCGCGAAGACGAUGUUGAGGCAAAUGGCAUGUCUAUUGGGCUUCUGGCCUCUGCUUCGGAAGCGAAGGGCAAAGACGACAAGACCCGCAAGAUUUUUGACUGUGCUAUCUGCAUGAAUGAGAUUGACGUGCCAGUCCUGUCAAAGGCAGAUGGAAUGCGCACGGGAGUGGUGGGAAGAGCUGGCGGGGCGCCAUGGCUUGAACAGGGCAAUUAUAUGGUCACUCCUUGCCGGCAUAUUUUCCAUGCAGAGUGCCUUGAAAGCUGGAUGAAUUUGAGACUCGUCUGUCCGGUAUGUCGAGAAGCCUUGCCUCCAAUAUAG